AUGUCGCUCCCAAUCCCCCGAGAGCCUCGGCCAAUCCCCCUCGAAGAGAUUCCAGCACCGCCGUCAUCGCUCUGGGACAGAUUAUCGACAUGGGCGAGCGAACAUAAGGGUGUGGUCUAUACCAUCGCGGGUGUGACGCUGGUGGUGACUGCUGCGGGAACGAUAUACUACCUGUCUGAUAGCGGGAAAGGCGCGACGACGCCGGGGACGCCCUCGAAGAGGAAGAGCAAGAAGGAUCGCAAGAAGGCGAAGAAGGAGGCGGAGGAACCUGCAAAAGAGGAGCCCAAGACAGAGGCGAAAAAGCCUUCAGUGACAGUCGAGACUGAGGAUGAAUUGCCCCAGGUGGAUGAGAGCACUGUUGGCGCGCUGACCGUUGAGGAGCGCAAAGACUACGCGGCGAAGCUCAAGGCUGCCGGUAACAAGGCCUAUGGCUCUAAGGACUACAACAAGGCCAUCGAUCUCUAUGGGAAAGCCAUUCUAUGCAAACAGGACCCUGUCUUCUACUCCAACCGUGCCGCUUGCUGGAAUGCCAUGUCGGAUUGGGAUAAGGUCAUCGAGGAUACAACUGCGGCUAUCAACUUGGACAACGAAUACGUGAAGGCGUUGAACCGGCGAGCGAACGCAUACGAGCAGGUCGACCGAUUUAGCGAGGCCCUACUUGAUUAUACCGCUAGCUGCAUCAUCGAUGGGUUCCGCAACGAAUCGAGCGCCCAGAGCGUUGAGAGGCUUCUUAAGAAGGUCGCAGAAGCCAAAGGUCGCGCUAUCCUGGAAGGCAAGGAGAAGAAGCUUCCCAGUCCCACGUUUGUCACAAACUAUCUACAGAGUUUCCGGCCCAAGCCCCCACCAGCAGGACUGGAAGAGGACGAGCAGCUCGCCGUGGACUCUGGGCCAGGGCAAUUGAGGAUUGGGCUCAUCGGCCUGAGCAAAAAGACGGCAGAGGGAUAUGCGGAUGCUGCAGAUGCCUUUGACGAGGCCCUGAAGUAUGACGAUAACGGAGAGUACGAGGCGUUCGCGUACAACAUGCGAGGAACUUUCCGGUACCUGAAGGGAGAUAACCAGGACGCACUAGCAGACUUAACCAGGUCUGUAGAGCUGGACCCGUCGUUGACACAGAGCUUCAUCAAGCGCGCGAGCAUGCAUCUGGAACUAGGCAAUAGGGACGCAGCCGCACAGGAUUUUGAGCAAGCGAUGGAGCAGAACAAGGAAGAUCCCGACAUCUACUACCACCGUGCCCAGCUUCACUUUAUUCUCAGCGAGUUCGCGGAAGCGGCCAAGGACUAUCAGAAAUCUAUCGAUCUCGACAAGGACUUCAUCUUCUCACACAUUCAGCUCGGCGUCACACAGUACAAGAUGGGAUCUAUUGCGUCAUCAAUGGCCACGUUCCGACGAUGCAUGAAGAAUUUUGAUAAGGUCCCAGAUGUGUACAACUACUAUGGCGAGCUUCUGCUAGACCAGCAAAAGUACCAGGAGGCCAUCGAGAAGUUUGAUACUGCUGUGGACAUGGAGAAGGCCACUAAGCCUCUUGGAAUGAACGUUUUGCCCCUCAUUAACAAGGCUCUCGCGCUGUUCCAGUGGAAGCAGGAUUUCUCGGAGGCGGAGAAGCUCUGCCAGAAGGCCUUGAUCAUUGAUCCGGAGUGCGAUAUUGCUGUGGCCACGAUGGCCCAGCUCCUCCUGCAGCAAGGCAAGGUCACAGACGCUCUAAAAUACUUUGAGCGGGCAGCAGAGCUGUCGAGGACGGAGGGUGAGAUUGUGAACGCUCUUUCAUACGCCGAGGCUACCCGGACUCAACUUGAGGUAAGUUCUUUUUAAUGAACUAUUCUCUAUUUUUACGAACAAUUGGCUUACCCUCUCUUCACAGGUCCAAGAAAAGUACCCACAACUAGCUGCCAAGCUCCACGGCAUGAUGCCCGGAGGUGCGCUGCGGUAAGCAGGAAGUAGAAUUCGCAUCUCCUGCCGAGAGCAUAAAAAAUCCUAAUAUUUCGGGCACGUUAAUCUGGUUGCCCGCGACUGCCCCCCCUUUUCAACCUGUAUUUAUCCAUCUCUUCUCUUGCUUGAUAGCGAGACCUUAUCCUUAGGUCGGCCGUGGUGUUGGGUUGCUCCUUUGCGUGUGCUUAGCUGGACUGUUUGGCGGAUAUGGGUCUGAGUGGCACCGUGUGGUAAGCGGGUAGACGAGUGAUGAUACAUGGGAGGAUAUG
This is a messenger RNA of Mytilinidion resinicola, 2195 nucleotides long. RefSeq names its product mitochondrial precursor protein. The transcript is spliced from 4 exons. Gene Ontology annotation, cellular component: mitochondrial outer membrane. Bases 1 to 1809 code for a protein of 602 amino acids. Gene Ontology annotation, biological process: intracellular protein transport. NCBI's taxonomy places the organism in Eukaryota, Fungi, Ascomycota, Dothideomycetes, Mytilinidiales, Mytilinidiaceae. Gene Ontology annotation, molecular function: protein binding; protein-transporting ATPase activity. The record is from RefSeq and is a predicted model, not a curated record.